This is a messenger RNA of Plodia interpunctella (Indianmeal moth), 2207 nucleotides long. RefSeq lists its product as uncharacterized. The record is from RefSeq and is a predicted model, not a curated record. Gene Ontology annotation, biological process: long-chain fatty acid metabolic process; fatty-acyl-CoA biosynthetic process. Bases 487 to 2130 code for a protein of 547 amino acids. The transcript is spliced from 9 exons. Lineage: Eukaryota; Metazoa; Arthropoda; Insecta; Lepidoptera; Pyralidae. Gene Ontology annotation, molecular function: long-chain fatty acid-CoA ligase activity.
CUGUCUGUCCCGUUCGUCCGUAGGUUCUAUAUAUGCGUCCUCCCUCGUUUCCAAAUAAAAAUAAAAGGUUUUAAAUCAAAUCAAACUUCCUUAUGGAUGGAUACCAUACACUCAAGUAUAAAAAAUAAAUAAGUAUCUAAUCCUUAACCGUUAAAAUAUUAUAAAGUUAAUUCUUGUUCUAAAAAAGAUUCCAUCAUUUCACUUUGUCACGCUCUUGGUCUCCUUAUACCUAUAUUUCUUGGUUUUGGUAAAGGUUAUAUAGAUAACACCUUCGAUCCGCAAUUAGGAAGGAAAGUAUUUGAAUAGGUAGUUUGUGCAAGAUUACCGUACACCGUACCGUACCUUUGAACACUUGGAUUUAAGUUUUUAUCAUAUUAAAAAGAUAAGUGAUAUUGAUAGGUUAAAGUAAUAUAGAGAUUAAGCCCGCAAGCACUUUGGAUUUUAAAUAUUUGAUGCAUUAACAUAUUAAUAAAUCAUAUUAUAAUCAUGUCGGCUUUUAUACAUAAUAACAUAGUGUCUGGGCCUGAAGAGGAGUACAUUCCAGCUCAUUUAUCCUAUGGGCAAUUUAUGUUUGAUCAACUGAAGAAAGGCGGAGAUCAAGUUGCUCUAAUAUCAGGAGAAACUGGAGAAUCUGUUACAUAUAACCAUAUAUUACAAGAAAGUGUUAAAGUAGCCUUACGGUUACAAAAACUGGGGCUAAAAAAAGGAGACUUGGUUGGCCUUAGCUGUGAAAACCGUUUUGAAUUUCCUCCUACAGCCCUUGGAGUCAUAUUUGCUGGUGGUGUCCUGUCUACACUCAAUAUUACAUAUUCUACAGGAGAACUUACUCAUCUAUUGAAGAUUACAAAGCCGAAAUUCAUUUUUGUUUCUCCUAUCACUGCCCAGAAUGUACUGGAGAGCUGCCAAGAAGUGCCCCUGGAUCCCAAAUUAAUACUGUUUGGUGAAUAUGAUGUGAUACCAGCGCUCAUGUAUAAUGAAUUAGUUAGGGGGGAUGUUAGGGUUGAAGACUUCAAUUUAGUAGAUGUAAAUGGCAUGGAUGAUCCGGUGGCUGUAAUGUGUUCAUCGGGCACCACAGGGUUGCCUAAAGGAGUGCUGCUCACACAUGUGAAUUUCCUCACCCUGUCAGCUCACAUGAAGUACUACUUUCAUCACUCUCAGCUCAACAAAAAAUCAAACAUAAAUAAGGAUAUCUUGAACGGCCUGUCUCUGAUUCCCUGGUUUCAUGCUUACGGCUUCAUCACAACAAUGGCGGUGCUGGCAAUGCGGAUCAGGAUAGUGUUUCUGGUUCGCUUCGAACCUGAACAGUUUUUGGAAACCAUACAAAAUUAUAAGAUAAACAUGACAACUAUAGUCCCACCAUUAGCAGUAUUCCUUGCCAAAGAUCCGCUCGUGGAGAAGUAUGACCUGUCGUCACUGCACGAAGUGUGGUGCGGCGCGGCACCUCUUUCUGUAGAAUUGCAAAAAGCCAUUAUUAAAAGGACAGGGUUAGACUUCAUUAAACAAGGGUAUGGGCUGACUGAGGUGACGCAGGCUUGUUGUGUGGAUGUGACGGGGGCGGACAAGGUGGGCUCUUGUGGGACUCCAGCUCCGGGCAUGAAAAUAAAAGUAAUUGACAUAGAGACCGGGCAGAAACUGGGCCCCCACCAGGAGGGCGAGCUGUGGAUCAAGUCUCCGCUGCGCAUGAAGGGCUACCUGGGCGACGCGGCCGCCGGCGCCGCGCUGUUGGACGCCGACGGCUUCGUGCGCACCGGCGACAUCGGUUACUACGACCGCGAUGGCUUCUUCUACAUCGUCGACAGGCUCAAGGAACUCAUCAAAUAUAAAGGAUUUCAAGUGGCGCCCGCGGAGCUGGAGGCGCUGCUGCUGCAGCACGGCGGCGUGGCGGACUGCGGCGUGGUGGGGAGCCCCGACGAGCGCGCGGGCGAGCUGCCCGUCGCCUUCGUGGUGCGCGCGCCCGGCGCCCGCCCCAGCGAGGCCGACCUCUGCGAGUACGUCGCCAGCAAGGUAUCACCAGCAAAGCAUCUUCGAGGAGGGGUUAUCUUCGUCGACGAGAUUCCCAAGAACCCGUCGGGUAAAAUUUUACGACGCGAGUUGAGACAGAUGUUAAAGACACCAAAGAGUAAACUUUAAGGUUAUAAUUAUACACAUGACAAACAAUUAAUAUUAUUAUUUAUUUCAAGUUUUUUUUAUUACAAUUUAUUAUUUAA